AUGGGUCUUACGUACAUUCCUAGUAAAAGUACCGUCACCGUCUACCAACUGUGGAUGAGAAUUACGCCUCAAGACAUCUGUGAACAAAUACUGGAACUUGCAAAAAAGGGUUUAACGCCCUCACAAAUUAUCAUAUACCUUCGGAACUUGUAUGAUAUAAAGCCAAUUAAAAACAUUACUGUGAAUAAAAUUCUUCGAAUCUUAAGGUAUUAUGGUCUAGCACCCGAGAUUCCUGAAGACCUUCAUCAUUUGAUUAAGAAAGCUGCAGUUGUUCGAAAGCAUUUGGAACGUAAUUGUCAUGAUAAAAAUGCUGAAUUCAGAUUAAUGUUGAUUGAGUCAAGAAUUCGCCGCUACGUCAGAUUUUAUAAAAAGGUAGGACAACUUUCUCCGGACUGGAAAUAG
This is a messenger RNA of Dentiscutata erythropus, 402 nucleotides long. NCBI's taxonomy places the organism in Eukaryota, Fungi, Glomeromycota, Glomeromycetes, Diversisporales, Gigasporaceae. The record is from the annotation of a GenBank genome assembly.